AUGGAAGGCAAUAACAUUCCUCUUACAUCUAACGCAACAUUUGUAACCAAAAUAUCAUCAGAGUGUCCAGUACAACAACAACAUCAGCAGCAACAAGAAUCAUGUGAAGCAAGCAAUAACAAAGCAACACAUUCAACUUCAUACAACGCUGCCGAUGACGAUGACGACGAUGAUGAUGAGAAAGUAGAGCAGAGCAAAAAUGCAUUUGGCACAUCAACACAACGACCUACUGACCUACUUACUCCAAUUUAUAUAGGCCAGAUCAACGGUCAAACAGGAGAAACCAACCAAUCAUCAAGUACCAAGAUCAGAUCAACCAACCAAUCAGAAAUGAGAAUUUCAGAAGAAAAAUUUAUUGAUUUAAGAGAUCGUAUUUCUGUUCUGCACAUAUACAGAGGUCAGAGUUCAUGUUUGGGCAUCAGCAUUGUUGGUGGCAUCGAUACUCCACUCACGAGCGUGGUAGUUCAGGAAGUUCACAAGAAUGGAGCAGCAUACAGAGAUGGCAGACUCGCUCCUGGCGAUCAUAUAUUGCAAGCCUUCGGCUGCGCGUUAAUGAAGAUUUUAUUCAGCUAUAGACCACUGCAGCGGAGGCAGGACAACUUCGAAAUGAGUACAGUACAUCUGGCAGAUUCAUUUCAGGCUCCUGCGAAACGAGAUGUUGUUGAACCCAACAGAAAAGCUCCAGUUUCGAAGUUGUGGAAAGAAUUGUCAGAACAAUAUCACAAGCUGCAGAAAGCAGAAUUUAAAAUUAUUGCUUUCGUACCAAAGCGGAAUAUGUAA
Helobdella robusta is the source of this 780-nucleotide messenger RNA. RefSeq lists its product as hypothetical. Bases 1 to 780 code for a protein of 259 amino acids. The transcript has 6 exons. The record is from RefSeq and is a predicted model, not a curated record. Gene Ontology annotation, molecular function: protein binding. NCBI's taxonomy places the organism in Eukaryota, Metazoa, Annelida, Clitellata, Rhynchobdellida, Glossiphoniidae.